GUCAGGUAUUCUACGCUGUGCGGCGAAUAGUCUCACAUGCGCGGGCGAUGUUUGUGAGGGCGAAGAAGUAGAGGAGCAAGCAAGCUUUGCCUUUGUCCGACUUUUCCGGGACCUUGCAUUAGGACAAUUUCGAUGGAGCUUUUCCGUGGCAAGACGCUGCUUCGCAAGGACGGCAGCCUGCUCGCGGCCGACGACGUGCUCAGCGAGGUCCGGGUGCUGGCGCUGUACUUCUCGGCCGGCUGGUGUCCCGCGUGCCGCAUGUUCACGCCGGUCCUGGCCGAUGCUUACAGGCAUACCAAGAACCACAAGGUCGAGGUCGUGUUCGUCUCGUCGGACAGCUCCAUCUUCGCCAUGCUGCGCCACAUGCGUCAGAGCCACGCCAACUGGUACGCCGUCGAGUACGGGGAUCCCCUCCGUCAGGAGCUGUUGGUCAAGUACGACGUCACCGGCAUUCCAGCUCUGGUCGUCGUCAAGAAAGAUGGCAGCGUGGUCAAUCCUGAUGCACGUGUUGACGUCACAACCAAGGGACACCAGGCAUUUCUCGAUUGGCUAGCCUUCUCGUAAUAGCCAAGGCAAGAAAAUCCGGCUCAGUUACGCCGAAAGGUGUUGUGGCUAGCUUUCAAGAUACUCUACGAACGUGUAUCGAAUAAGAGAGACAGAUCAUUUCUUUUUUCCGGGUGCUUUUGCCUCCGGGAUCAUUCGUAGAGUCACGCUUGUGUGCACAAUGCAGAAGUGCGGGUGUUGCGUAAACUACUUCGAGACGACUUCUGUGUCGAUAACGUGCUUACCAGAGUGUUAGGGGACUGCAUUAAAGAGCCGUCGUUAUUUACGAACUUGA
Molecule: messenger RNA, 838 nt
Organism: Dermacentor albipictus
Lineage: Eukaryota; Metazoa; Arthropoda; Arachnida; Ixodida; Ixodidae
Product: nucleoredoxin-like protein 2
Biological process (GO): sensory perception; photoreceptor cell maintenance
Source: RefSeq, a predicted model, not a curated record